UCGGUCGUGAUUCGUGAUCCGCCUCCCAAACAUGGCAGAGUCGCUGUCAAUGGGAAGUGCCGGAUUGCAUGAAAACUUACUGGACGGGUCGUUGAAUAUUGACUUAGAGGAGUUGGACGAUGAAGAAUUUGAUAUACCCCCAGUUGAACACACCCCUACGUUGGAGAGUAUACUCAAUGAUGUUGAAGAUCAAGCAUCACUUAGCGAAGAUGAAGUGUCAAAUUCUUUGAUAGCCGGAACAGAGGGGGUGUUCGAAGGCAGCGAGACGGUGUCGCUGGGCAGCGUGGGCAGUCGCAGCUGGAGCUCGUCGGAGCGCCGGCACGCCCGCGCCGGCAAGUGGUGCAACAGCGCGAAUGGCCCCCACGAGUCCGGCUGCAUCCUGCGCCACAUCGUCCUCAAGGGCAUAUCCUCGCAGCUCGUCGCCUGCCACGACCAGGCGGACGGGGGCCGGCCCACAGCGAUGGCGGCCGCCACGAUGGUCGCGGUGGGCACGUCCCGCGGCCUCGUGCUUGUGUUCGACGCGGCCCAGGCGCUGCGCUGGCGCCUGGGCCCGGCGGGCCGGGAGCCAGGCUCCGUGUCCAGCCUGGGCUUCAACGGGGACUGCUCGCGGCUGCUGGCCGGCUACGCGCGCGGCGACAUCCUCAUGUUCGACCUGCAGUCCGGCAGGCUGCUGCGCACCGUCACGGACGCCCACCCCCCGGGCACCGCCGUGCUGCACGUCAAGUUCACAGACCUGCCGACGCUGGCCUUGUGCAGCGAUAGCGGGGGCUCCGUGUUUGAGCUGAGCUUCAGGCGGACGAUGGGCGUCCGAGGCUGCGACUCCAAGUGCCUGUUCUCGGGCAGCCGGGGCGAGGUGUGCUGCAUCGAACCCUUGCUGCUGCAGCCCCUCAUCAACCACCCGCUGCGCAGCGUGGUCCUGGUCGCCAUGGCGACGCUCUCCAAGGUGAUAGUGGUGAGCAUACGGCCACGCAUGAAGGUCCUCUUCACACACUCGCUGCAGGCCAGUCCUGCCACGUUGCCCCUCAUCACGUGGCAGUUUGUCAUCAUCCAGAUGGCAGACACCUCCAGGGUAAUCGACCCUGUGUUGGCGUUCGCCAGAGAGUCUACAAUACACUUCUUCCAGGUGUCGGUAGACGCGCGCAAGAGGGUGCGGUUCGCGGCGCUGCAGAAACUCAGCGUGGGCUACGAGCUGCUGGGGCUGCACUGGCUCAACGCGCGUACCCUGGCUGCCGUCGACGUCUCGGAGCAACUGCGACUGCUGGACGUGCGGAGCCGGGAGGAGCUGGAAGCAUUCGAUCUCUCCCCACUCGGCCUGGUGUACGGCUCGGGCCACUUCAAGGGGCUGGCCACCGGCGGCAACGUCAGCCAGGCCAUGGCUUAUGCAGGAGAGCGGGCAUGCUACAACUCCAUUGUAGGCUUCGGAAACCAGGUCCUCAUAUUGGGGACGAAGUCGUUCCACGUGUUGACAAUACGUUCUUGGAAUGAGCGCCUGAAUUUCCUCGUCAAGCAGAACAGGUACCUUGAUGCCCUAUCCUUAGGCAUGGCAUUCUAUUUGGACAAAGGGAAGGCGGUGAUUGGUCUAAAGGGAUCAAAGGAGAAGCGGAAAGAACUAACUCGAGAUAAGGUUCUAGAGAUCUUGAAUGCCUACAUCGACGACACGUUGGUGACAGGGGAUGGUAGCACAGAGCUGUAUUACGAGGCCAUUCCCGCCUGCAUUGAGUACUGCAUUGAGCUAGAUGUCCUGGACACUUUGUUUAACAAGUUGUGGGAUGCUUGCACGCACCAGGCAGCAAGAGCUUGCUACCUCCAUUCCCUCGAGCCGUGGAUCCUCAACGACCGCGUGCCAAACUUGCCGCCGGUCAUCUCCCAGGAGUUUGUGUCCUACUACGAGAGCAAGGGCUUCCUGCAGGCAUUGGAAGCCUGCCUGGUCCACCUGGAGGUGACGUCGAUCGACAUUGACCAGGUGAUGAGGCUGUGCUGGACGCACGGCUUGUACGAUGGGAUCAUCCACAUCCACAACCGUGGCAUGAAGGAUUACGUCACUCCGCUGCAGGAGCUCAUGCCGAUAUUACAAGCAGCGCUAAGCACAGGCAAGCAGCUGACGGACGGGCAGAUCGUGUUGGGCAACAAGCUGCUGGUGUACAUCAGCUGCUGCCUGGCGGGACGGGCGUACCCCACGGGAGACAUCCCCGAGGGGGAGGUGCAGGGCGUCAAGUACGAGGUGUUCAAGUGCCUCACCAGCCUCCACAGCAAGGACGCGGCCGACAGCGAGCUGCCCUACCCGUACCUCAGGACGCUUCUGCAGUUUGACACUCGCGAGUUCCUGAACGUGCUGGCGCUGGCGUUCGAAGAGCCUGAGUUCACGUCGGAGCUGGGGCUCCGGCAGGUCCAGAGGCUGGUCGACAUCUUGCUUCUCGUCAUGGUUAAAGGCUCUGGGUUCAUGCCGAGCCAGGUGGGGUCGCUGUUCACGUUCCUGGCGCGGCAGCUGGCCAAGCCGUGGUGCGGCCUGCACGUGGACCGCCAGCUGUUCGAGCAGGUGGUGGAGUUCCUGACGGAGAGCUCGGGCUCGACCAGUCUCGGCCACCACGAGGAGCGGCAGCAGGCGCUGCUGGAGCUCAUGAGGGUGGGCGGGCUGCAGCACUUCGACCAGGACCGACUGCUGCGCCUCGCCGACGGCGCCGGCUUCUACCGGGUGUGCGAGCUGCUGUACGAGCGGCGGCGCGAGCACCACCGGAUCCUGCAGUGCUACCUGCGGGACCCGCUGCGCCGGCCGCAGGUGUUCUCCUUCCUGCACAACCUGCUGGCGCAGUGCGGCGGGGAGGGCCGCGCGCCGCGCGUGGAGGCACAGGUGCUGGAGCAGGCGCCCGAGCUGCUGGACCUGGACGCCGGCCGCACGGCCCAGCUGGUGUGCGCGCACCUGCCACGCCUCGUGCCGGCCGUGGUGGAGCGCCUGCACGACCAACCCCGCCUGCUGCUCGCCUUCCUCCGCGCCGUCUUCCAGUACAGGGAGGGCCCCGGCCGGGACGACCCCCCGCUGGAGCCGCGCCUGGCGGAGCUGCACAUCGCGCUGCUGUGCGACCAUGCCCCGGGCGAGGUGCUGGGCUUCCUGGCGGCCUGCGACGGCUACCGCCUGGACGAGGCCACGGCCAUCACCCGGGCCCGGGGCCACGCCGAGGCCACGGCGUUCCUGCUGGAGCGGGCGGGCGACCACCGCGGCGCCCUCGCCCUGCUGCUGGGGCGCCUCGAGCGGGCCGGCGAGGGCGAGCUGGCGCACCUGGUGGCCCGGCUGCAGGCGCUGUGCCAGCGGGCAUCCGCCUCCCUCGACGAGCGCGCGCGCCAGGAGAUGUGGUUCUCGCUGCUCGAGUGCGUCAUGAGGCCGCAGCGGGACCCCGCCCGCGACUCCCGAGAACUGAAGGAUCUCACCCAGCAGCUGCUGAUGUGCAUGAGCAGUCACGUUUCACUGCCUGCGAUGCUGCAAUUCAUCCUGAAAGACCCAGCAUACACGGGGGGCAAGUUUGGGGACAUUCGGGAGCUGAUGAUGGGAAUGCUGAGCAACUCGUGCUACGAGGAGACCCUGCUGCAAGUGACGUCGCGACUGCUGAGCUCCGACCUGCACCACAUGCUGGCCAGGGAGCUGGCCCUCGCUGCCCGGGGCGUCUCCCCGCAGGCGACGUGCGCGGUCUGCCACAAGCCCCUGGGCGCGCUGCAGAGCCCCGCCAGGGUCGUCGUCUUCAGGUGCCGCCACAGCUACCACUCGAGCUGCCGGGACUCUCCGCGGUGCUACGUGUGCUCGAGGACCUCGGGCAGCCCCGACCUGGACAAGCCUUCGUCGCAGGAGACCCACGCUCUGCCGCCACAGCCCCCGGACGGCACCACAGACAGGGCGCUCUCCCCCGACAGAUCUCAGGCCAGCACAUCGGGGCAAGUGUUCUCCCCUGCGUCCAACUCGGGGUUGCUGCAGAGCGAGGACUUUGCUCUGAAGCUAAGCCCUCCGCCCCCUCCCGACCUCGAAGGACUUUUCUAGUCGCCUGGGCUCGGGACAUCUAGUCAUGCAUUGGUCAGCCAAUGAAAAAAUAAGAACUCUUGCUUGUGGCAAAUGAACCAAAACCACCAAAGACUGGGGACGAUCUGUAGAUGAUUAGGAUUUUCACAAAACGAUAAGUUUAUAUUCACUGUAACAUAACUGUGUAAAUACACUCUGUACAUGCAUUCCACUAUAUACUUCCAGUGUUUUGUUAAUGAAUACUUUUUUUACUGUUAUUUCGUGUGUACAAAAAAUGUUUUGAGAAUCUUGUUUAUGUUCGGUUUACUGUUGCGAGAUUAUUGUUUUUGCUAUAUUAGUUAUCUUGUAAAAUAUAUUUAUAGGUAAUAUAUACGAAAGUAUAGUUAUUUUCAAAUACAAAUA
This is a messenger RNA of Bacillus rossius redtenbacheri, 4405 nucleotides long. It is a transcript of the gene Vps8, whose product is annotated as vacuolar protein sorting-associated protein 8 homolog. Gene Ontology annotation, cellular component: HOPS complex; late endosome. Lineage: Eukaryota; Metazoa; Arthropoda; Insecta; Phasmatodea; Bacillidae. Gene Ontology annotation, molecular function: protein binding. The transcript is spliced from 21 exons. The coding region runs from base 32 to 4024 and encodes 1330 amino acids. Gene Ontology annotation, biological process: protein targeting to vacuole; endosomal vesicle fusion. The record is from RefSeq and is a predicted model, not a curated record.